UCAAAGUGGGCGACACAUAUCGAAAUGUUUCUAGCUCAGUUGGGAUUACAACACGCCUGGAUAUCUCAAAGUGUAUGUUGUGUAAAUUUAUAAAGUUCAUUAGGAUAUAGAAAGUAUUAUGAACACUGCAUGAUAUUUACAGAAUGGCGGGUUUCUAUAUAUUACUGGUCGUUUUGGUUACCAAGGUCUCCUGUCAUACACCAUGCACUAUGGCGGAUGAUGAGUGUGAGUUCUGGUUCGAUCUUAAAUACACAAUGACAAUGGUAAAAGAUGAAGAAGCAUUAUAUCCAAAAGAUGGUAAAUUAUACAAAUAUGAUGUCAUGAACACUAGUACAGUAGAACCAAUCCCCACCGAAGGUGUUGCAACAGCCGAUGGUUGGGAAGAACCGCGUCUUCUUAUUGUAGUUAAUGGACAGUUUCCUGGUCCGGCAUUGGAGGUCUACGAAGGUCAAACAAUAAUUGUGCAUGUUACAAAUUCUUUACCGAGUGACUCAAUGAGUAUACAUUGGCAUGGUUUACCACAAAGGGGGAGCCCUUGGAUGGAUGGGGUAUCUUUCAUAACUCAAUGUCCAAUAUUGCCUGGACAGAGUUUCACCUAUCGAUUCAAGGCUACGCCACGAGGAACAUUUUGGUAUCAUACCCACAUAGGGUUGAUGAGAUCGAUGGGCCCAUAUGGACCCCUAAUUAUCAGAGAAAAGAAACAGUUAAGGGAAAGGGAGUUUGUGUUCACAAUUACUGAAUGGAAUCAUGACUGGGAUUCUAACCUUGCCCAAUUAAAAGAGGAAGAUGGGAUGUUCGUUAACCGAAAACCAAUUGAUCCUACCUUUUCUCUGGACGGCGCCGAGUUCAGUUUGUUUCGAUUUCAAUCAGCUUUAAUAAAUGGUAAAGGUAGAUAUUAUGAUCCAACAGGCAAACACAACGAAGCGCCGCUGGAAGUAUUUACUGUGACUCAGAAUGCUAGUUUCAUUUUUCGCGUUAUCGCAGUAGGAGUUCAAUUUCCUUUUAGAAUAUCCAUUGACGAUCAUGACUUAAUCAUUAUUGCAUCUGAUGGCUUUGAUCUUCGACCAAGGUCGGCAGAAUCAUUUAUUAUUAACCCAGGGGAAAGGUUCGAUUUCAGAAUACAAUCAGACAAGUCCGUCAACAAUUACUGGAUACGAGCGACAUCUCUUGAACUCGAUGUUGAUCAUUUUGGAUUAGCUAUUUUAAGAUACGAAGGCGCGCAGGAGGUCGACCCAAAAAGUUCGAGAAAGGUGUGCAAACCACCAAGUAAAUGCGUAGUUGUGAAUUGUCCAUUUCUGUUUUACCCUACACAAUCAAAUACUGAAUGCAUUACUUUUGAUCAACUUAAAUCUAAAGAAGACGAUCCAGCCCCCACAGGACCAAUUGGCGAACAAGAAGAACAUUUUCUUAACUUUGGUUUUCCUGGAAUAUCUUGGAAACCUGGUGCCGUAAAUGGCAGAACUUUCAAAAAACCGCCCGUAUCUGCACUUACUCAACCCCAAGAAAUCGGUUUGAAAUGUAAAGACGAUUGUGGAGAUGAGAAAGUCUGUCAAUGUCCAUAUUCCCUGGAUUUAGAAAAUGGCAAAGUUUAUCAAAUGAUUUUCUUAAAUAUGGGUGCGGGAAAGGGAUUUUCCCAUCCUAUUCAUAUGCAUGGCUAUUCGUUUUACGUUUUGAAAAUGGGCUAUGCACGGUACAAUGCCACUAAUGGUAAAAUAAUUGGCGACAAUUUGGAUAUCAAUUGCAGAGGAAAUGCCGACAGGGAACUGAGUUUUUGCAACGCAGCAACAUGGGCUAAUUCGUCAUGGCUUGGAGGUAACGUACCUGGUAUUGAAUUAGAAAACCCACCCAGAAAGGACACCAUCAUUGUUCCUACUGGAGGUUACGUUGUAGUUAGAAUCAUUGCAGAUAAUCCAGGUUUAUGGUUCGUUCAUUGUCACAUAGAACUGCAUAAUAUGGAUGGAAUGGCACUGGUCCUCAAUAAUUCUUUUCCAAUGAUUCCGUUGCCCCCACCUGGAUUUCCCAGAUGUGGUAAUUUUGACUACAAUACACCGGCUCCUCCGAAUCAAAGCACAAUGAAAAAUAAAGAUGGCGAUAAAGAUGGUGACGAAAACAACACAAUUACAGCUAUGGAUACUCUAGACGCACUAAAGAACAACAACACAUUCUGGGCGAUCACUGGAUGUUUGAUGGCUUUAGUGGUGAUAGAAUUUCUUAUUUUGGUAUAUACAUGUCGGAAAGCAACAAAUACGUUGAAAAGCAAACCGUUUGAUUCAGUUGCGAUGAAAUAGUGCACAAUCCUGAUUGAAGAUACUGUUUCACAGUAAACCAAAGAAAAGUUUUAAGUCAUAAAUAUAGAUUUGCGCUUUUAGGGCCUUUGCUUAUUAGUAAUUUGACAGUUACACACCUUUUCCGUUGUUUCUGAGGAGCUAAACUAACACUCGCACACAGUAUUUUACUCUAAGCAGGUCGGUGCUCAGAUUUUCGGUUAUUAGAAGUCGGAUCUUAGCUUAUUUUAAAUGCAUUAUUCAAAUAUUCUCUAAGCAGGUCGUUGCUCAGAUUUUCGGUUAUUAGAACUGGUAUCUUAGCUUUUUUUAAAUGCAUCAUUCAAAUAGCAAUAAUUAGCUUUACAACUGGUGACUAUAUAUUUAGUAGUUUGUGAAAUAUGUUUCAAUUCAUUGAUUUGAAAAUAUCCAUGAUGUUGUAACUGGUGUUCGAGAAAUUACUCCCAAAAAUAAAUAUAUUGUAAGUUGUAUAGCAAUGUGUAAGUGCCCAUCCAUCGUUACCAGUGUUUGUGCAUUGUGUUGUGUUCAAUAUUAUGACAACUACAUAAGCGAUUUCAGAAACCACACUUGACCUUAACUUUAAUCCAGGGACCUGUUUCACGAAAUUUUAACUAAGAUAAAAUCCAAAUUUUAGUAAUUUGAUUGAAUAAUAAUAGAUUGAUUAUAAUGCUUAGCCAAUCAAAAUUCAAGUAUCUACUAAAAUUGGAUUUUAUCUUUGGUUAAGAUUUCGAGAAACAGGGGCCAGAUGUUAAAGGUACGUACAAUACAGGUUGUUAACAGAUCCUGCAGAAUAUAUCUAUCACUACAGUAUAUAUAAUUGUUUAACACUCUAUUAAUUCAUCAUACAUUUUACUAGUGUGAGCUAACUUAUACAUUUCACCUUAAUAAUGGAAGAUUGUAAAAAAGAAACAUGUCACGUUUGUGAUAUAUGGGUGUGAUUGCAUCGUCUUUAAGAAGGGAAAGAAUGAGUUAAAUAUCAAAAAAUUUAAAAAGUUUUAUUUAAUAUACAACGCUUGUGUUCUAUUUACUUUAUAUAAUGCACCAUUGAAAUAUUUGUAUUACGUGAAAUUUUACAAACACAAAAAAUAGAUAUUUCGGAUCUAGUGUUUUUUUUCUGUUGAUGCAUCAUGUUUUCAAAAGCUACAUUAUGUUAUUCACAUGCUUAUCACUUCAAUUCAACCCUAGUACUGUACUUUCACAUUAUUUUAUAUCGGCUACCUCUUGGAAAUGUACAUUUUGUUUUUCAACGUAACGAUGUAACGUGUACUAAUGUCUCUAUAAUAAUGUCACAGGGUAGUCCUGAAUAUUUAAAGUGCAUUUUUCCUUUUAGGUUUUAUUCAACCCAUGCACAUUGACUGCAAUGUAAAUUGUUAAAGAAAAUUGAAAAUAACAAUUAAAUAUUAAUACGGGUCUGUACAAGUAGAUGUAAUUAUUUUGUCUAAGAGAGGUUGAGUUUCUAUUGUCGAUAAUGUUCAGACAAAUUAAUAUAAACACAGGCUUUGAAAAUAAACUCUGAUCUCAAAGGUUUA
Messenger RNA from Patella vulgata (common limpet), 3811 nucleotides. RefSeq lists its product as uncharacterized. Gene Ontology annotation, cellular component: plasma membrane. The transcript has 4 exons. Gene Ontology annotation, biological process: iron ion transport. Bases 144 to 2288 code for a protein of 714 amino acids. Lineage: Eukaryota; Metazoa; Mollusca; Gastropoda; Patellidae. Gene Ontology annotation, molecular function: oxidoreductase activity; copper ion binding. The record is from RefSeq and is a predicted model, not a curated record.